AUGUUGGAUGAAGAUGGGGCGAUUGUGGCCGGCGCGAGAAGAUCUUCGAAUAAUAACAAUUCUGGCGCCGACUCUCUACCCGGCAAUUCUGCAUCACCGCCUCGAGCCUCCUCCCGCGCGAGCAGUACGGGCUCUAACAAGGGCGUAAAAAUCCCGAAACCCUCCGCCUCGAGUAAUGAUGGCAGUCCAAGAUCUGGGGGUCGCAGCUUCUUCAGCCGAAUCUUCCGAAAAGACGGCGAGCCGGCCAGGGAUGAACCGCUGAUAACAGACAAUGGCUCGAUCGCGCAAUUCGUGUGGGAUGCCCUAGAGAAGAAGAAUUCGAAAAGAGAAAGGAUUCGAGUGUUGAGAAGAUUACAGGAGCUAAUGAUCUCAAAAACGCUGCAAGUCUCCUCAAUCGAGGGAAUCGUGCAUCAAUCGAUCGAUUUGGUCACCGAACCGGAUUGCAGGGAUUUUGUUAUUAGGGCCUAUAUCUCCAUCACGCAGACCCAAUUUGACAGUAUUGGCAUUGUUUUGAGGGGACAAUUCUUUGAUAAAAUCCGGACCUCUGAACUGGAUGCGCGAAGUCUAGAAUGGCUGAUGGCGCUGACAAAACAAGGCACAUUCAUUGAAGGACUCGAAAAAGUAAUGGACCACCACGUGCUUCAAUGGCUAAAGGCAUAUAUCGAUGGAAGUGACCCGAUUCUCGCCGUGGAUGUCUUCAAAAUGACCAUCAAUAUGGUUACGGAGAAUCUGGCUUUUGUAGGUCUCAUCCAAGAACUACUCCAAUCUGCCCCUCGUUUUGGCCACCAUUCCGACAGAUUCUCCUAUAGCCAUCAAGAAUUUGUGCAAGUCAUUCGAGGGGGCGUCUUUUGGCUCGCGAAAUCUGGAUGGGGAGUCGAGACGAUGGAACCGGGCAGCCCUACCUAUUAUCUAUCAUCCCUUCGAAUGGCCAUGAGAGCCGAUCCGCACGUCUGCAAGGAGGUCAUCGAGAUGUUGCCGGAGCAAAUGGCGCUGUAUGCGCAUCAGAUUCUCCUCACGAUCCGUUCCCUCGAUCCAUCCCCUCGAAGAGCAAUCCCUGUGCUGGAACUGAUGAGUGACACAAGUGGCAUUGAGAUGUUGCACACCAUCUUCCAGGAAGAAAACUUCGAGAUGGUUGUGGAUAUCCUGGUGCCCUAUCUAAACAUCACAGUGCAUUCAAUCUAUGUUGUUGUAUGUGCACAUCGUAUUCUCAUGAGAUGGUUCUCAAAAGUACCACGCAUUUAUAGGGCUGAUAUUUCCAGGUAUUACGAAGAGAAGGUAGAGGAAGCGCUGCAGAGACACGCUAGUGAUAGUCAGAAACCGAACGCCAAUGGAAUGGAGGACGAGGUUGAUGAGGAUUCACCGAGUAAUUCCCUGCAAGGCAACACCCCACCCUCUGAAUAUUUUCAACGCGGAUCAAAGGGACGCCUCAGCCACAAACUACAGAAAAAGUUUAUGAAAGAGAUCCAAACGGCGCUCCUUCAAUUCUUCCGGUUAGGUCGAAUAUCUGCCCAUGUUUUUGGUGGAAUGCCCGAAGUUGAUGGAUAUGAAGAAGUGGAAUCGACAACAUAUUCAACGGGGGAUAGUAUUGUCACGCUGAGAAAUAUGGUGAAAAAGGGCAGCAGAGCCAUCGAACAACACGAUCAGGAAGACCGUUUCUCGGAGAAUAUUACCUCGUGGUCAUCCCCUCAUGUCGAUCCUGAUGCUAGGAGAAGACAUGCUUCUGCCAUCCAGCCCUCUACUUCCGCUUCCUCAUCUAGGGCAUCAAUCGCCGAGAAGAGGGACGAGCAGGACAGGAUCCUGCGUGACCUGCGUGCUGCAGCGACUCAAAAUCCCCGUACCGUAGAGACGUAUCAAACGGCCCUCGAAGCUGCACACAAAUUCACGCCUAUCCCGAAAGUACACGAAGGAAAGAUCAGCGUGACGCAGAUGAUUGUGCGUCAUAUGUAUGGAAGGGAUUCGUGGAUUAUGAGGAGGAUUGAUCAGGCUGGAUUUGGGCCCAAUGUUGAUGGAAUGGAUGAAUACGGGUCUCUUUCCCUCCACCUCUCCGGAUUGUCCGGCUCCAAGAGGAUCGGCCCGAAAAAGCUUCAUCCUGUUGGAGUGAUAUUUAUGGGAAGUGGACAAUCGACAGAGACUGAUGUCCUCUCUAAUCCAUAUGGCACCAAGAGAUAUGAACAUUUCAUCAAAUCCCUGGGCACCCCUCAAUCGACGGCUCAUGAUUUGGGAGGAGGGCUGAUUGCCGAGAAGAAUGGAGAUUAUACGUACACACAUUUGGAUGAGAUUAGCAGUAUGGUAUUCCUCAUCGCCACCCUCAUGCCACGCCUCGAAAAUGACGACAAAUGCAAUAAUAAGAAGAAGCUCAUCGGCAAUAACGUGUGUUGUCUGGUGUGGAAUGAGAGCGGCAAACGAUACCAAAUGGGCUCCCUUUUUGGGGAUUUUAUCCAUGUGGUCAUUGAGGUAGUGCCAGUUGGAGAUGAUUCCGUUCGUAUCGAAGUGCAUGCAAGACAUGAUAUUGAAGUGUGGAUGGCGUUGAGGAGGGCCCUCGUCCCCGAGAACGCUGCUCCCAAUAUUAUUCGAAAACUGUGCAUCCGCGCGAAGCUGGCAGCCGACAUCCUGCGCUGUUCCCCCAAAGAUCUCCCGGAUCUGGCGAGAAUCGUCGAAUUGGCCGCCAAAUUGAGCUCGUCAAAAGGAACCGAAAUCAAGCAACACGACAUCUUUUAUGAAGCGCCAAAUGGAAGGCUGAAGAUGAGAAUGUUAUCCACGGAAGGAGAGAAUCGUAACGAGCUAAUCUGGUACAAUCGCCCAGAUGAUACGCUCUCCCUGUCAAUGGGCAUCAAAGGAGAAGUGAAGAAGAUUCGUCAGUUAUUUAUGGUCGGACAGACACGAGUACAUAUUGAUACUGUUGACGGAUUAGGGGAUUUUAUGGAAUUGGAGGUGUGUCUUCGUGAGGAACAAAGUCUAGAAGAUGGCCAAAAGAUUGCCGAUGAUCUGAGGAGGGAAUUGGAGGUGGCUGAAGCGGAUCUGUUGACUGGCGCCUACAUGGAUAUGAUCAACAAGAAG
Molecule: messenger RNA, 3057 nt
Organism: Mesorhabditis spiculigera
Lineage: Eukaryota; Metazoa; Nematoda; Chromadorea; Rhabditida; Rhabditidae
Source: the annotation of a GenBank genome assembly